Molecule: messenger RNA, 1161 nt
Organism: Miscanthus lutarioriparius
Lineage: Eukaryota; Viridiplantae; Streptophyta; Magnoliopsida; Poales; Poaceae
Source: the annotation of a GenBank genome assembly
AUGGCGCCCCAAAGCAGCUGCCGAGGCCGCGAGGACCAAACCCUAGCGUCCUCCGCUGCCGCUUCCCCUUCCCCUCGCCCCCCGGCGUUGGCGCCUGCACCGGCGCUGGAGACGACGACGGUCGCCGACCUCACGGACCUCGUCCUGCAUGCCAUCCUCGUCCGCCUGGCCCCCGCCGACCUCCUCCGCGCGGCGCUCGCCUGCCACCGCUGGCGCCGCGCCGCCGUCCGCGCCCUCCCACGCGUGCCGCCCCUCCUCGGCUACUUCUUCCACCCCAAGGGCCCCUCCCAGCCGCCCCCGAUGCCGACGUCGGACAAGACCCACCACCCCGCCGUCUUCGUCCCGCUCGACGCCGCCUCCCCGCGCAUCUCCCUCGACGUCACCCCGGGCGCCGCCAGCAGCCUCUCUCCAUCCAGGACGUGCGUCAUCGGCGUCGCCGUCCUCGCGCGCGCGCACCCGAGCAGGCUCACCUUCGACGCCGUCUGCCUCACCGUCGACGGCGCCCGCCCGCGCGCCUGGGUCGCGUCCGUCCGCGACGGCACCUGCGCCAGCUGGCGCGCGUUGCCCAGGGCCGAGGGCGUCGUCGUCGACUUCGACCCGUGGUGGUUCGAGUCCCGCUGCGUGCACGCCGCUGGGAACAUCUACUGGCACAUCUGCAACUCCAGCCGCGUGCUCCAGCUGGAUCCUCGCACGCUCGAGUUCUCGUUCAUGCCCGUGCCUGCCGCCCUGGGGGAUGGCUUCAACAAGUACCGCGUCGGAGAGACGCCGGAGGACGGCCGUCUGUGCAUGGCGUCGAUCGUGGACGAAGAGCGUCUGCAGAUCUGGGUGCGUGGAGGAGAGCCCAGGUGGAGCGACAGGGGGUGGUGGAUGGAGAGGGAGAUUUGCAUGACCAAAGUGCUCGACACCGUGCCUGGGCUUCCCAAGGACAGGAUGAUGCGGAUGCUUUGCACCUGGCUCAGCGACAUGGACUACGCUCGCACCGGGAAGGUGUUCAUCACUACAUGGGGAUAUGGGCGCUACUCGUUCCAUCUGGAGACCGGCAAGCUGGAGCGCUUGGUGAUGAAAGAUGGCAAGGAGCACGGAGUUCCAAUCUAUGCCUACACCUUGGCCUGGCCGCCUGAGUUCCUCGCUGCUCCAACAAACUGUUCGACUUUCUGGUGA